AACAACCCAAAGGGCCCAUUAGACAAAUCUUCAAAACCCUAAUAAAUAAAGUUAAACAACAGCGCCCAUUUUCCAGUUCAGAUACUUAGCAUUAAGCGGCGCCGUUUCUGUAUCGUCUCCGCUCUUGAGCGCCAACCAUGGUGAGAGUUAGUGUUUUGAACGAUGCUCUUAAGAGCAUGUACAAUGCUGAGAAACGUGGAAAGCGUCAAGUUAUGAUUCGUCCAUCAUCCAAAGUCAUUAUCAAAUUCCUUUUGGUUAUGCAAAAGCACGGAUACAUUGGAGAGUUUGAAUAUGUUGAUGACCACAGAUCUGGAAAGAUUGUUGUUGAAUUGAAUGGUAGGCUGAAUAAAUGUGGUGUUAUUAGUCCUCGUUUUGAUGUUGGUGUCAAAGAAAUUGAAGGUUGGACUGCUAGGCUUCUUCCUUCCAGACAGUUUGGGUACAUUGUUUUGACAACCUCUGCUGGCAUUAUGGACCACGAAGAGGCUAGGAGAAAGAAUGUCGGUGGAAAGGUCCUUGGCUUCUUCUACUAGGCUAGUUUUGAGGGUCUUUAUAAUUUCAGUUAUUGUUUUACUUAAUGUAAUGGAGGAUGAACUAGACCCUUAGAAAUAUCAAAGCAUAGCUGGAGAUGUUUUUUGUGAUUUGUUUUAUUUUGUUUUGCAAAACCAAGUUGCCCACUAUAAUUUAUCUUAUGUUGUGAUUUGUUUUA
Messenger RNA from Cicer arietinum (chickpea), 706 nucleotides. Its product is annotated as small ribosomal subunit protein uS8z/uS8w-like. Gene Ontology annotation, molecular function: structural constituent of ribosome. The record is from RefSeq and is a predicted model, not a curated record. Lineage: Eukaryota; Viridiplantae; Streptophyta; Magnoliopsida; Fabales; Fabaceae. Gene Ontology annotation, biological process: translation. Gene Ontology annotation, cellular component: ribosome.